Tilletiopsis washingtonensis is the source of this 980-nucleotide messenger RNA. RefSeq lists its product as hypothetical. The transcript has 2 exons. Gene Ontology annotation, cellular component: NuA4 histone acetyltransferase complex; nucleus. Bases 107 to 895 code for a protein of 262 amino acids. The record is from RefSeq and is a predicted model, not a curated record. Gene Ontology annotation, biological process: regulation of transcription by RNA polymerase II. NCBI's taxonomy places the organism in Eukaryota, Fungi, Basidiomycota, Exobasidiomycetes, Entylomatales.
GGCUUCCAACCUUCGCGUCCUCACCUCCCACUCCGCCUCUUCUUCGCAGCGUCUCUUCAGCCUUGCGUCGGCUGUACCUCUGCUUUCUCGCUGAACGCCGCACGUCAUGUCCUCUCCGCGCUCCUCGCCCGCCGCCUCAGCGUCACCAAGUGCCGAGGCGUCCUCGUCGCACUUUCUGCGCCUCGUGGGCCAGCACCGGCCGCUGGGCGUGCACCGCCACUUCAACGCCAUCCCGCUCAUCGUCGCGCUGCAGAGCGAGCAUGCCGAGCGCAUCGACGGCGCCGAGCUGCGCAGCCGCAUGCUGGACCUGUACGAUGUGCAGGGCCUCGAGGAGCUGGAGGACACCGCAACAGCAUCGCAGUUCGGCGAGGGCAGCUCACCACCGCCGCCGCCUUCUCCGCGCCUCGACAGCGGCCUGCAGCGGCUGCCCGGCCGGACAAAGGGCGGCUCUUCGUCGUCCCGACGUGCGCCUCCAGGCUUCGGCCUGCCGUUUGCCGACUUUGAGGAGCUCGUGGCGCCGCGCCGUCUGGACCCGGACGCGCAAGAAGAGGACGAGUCGGAGGGCGAACUGAGCGAUGCGGAGGAGGAAGACGCGGUGGGUGUCAAGGAGGAGAAGCAGAGCGACGAGGAGGCCUCGGGCAGCGCGCAGGAGGCGGGCAAGGAGGAGGAGGAGGAGGCAGAGGAGGACGAAGAGAGUGCAGAGGAGGCCAGUGAGGAGGAAGAGGAGGAAGAGGAGGAGAGCGAGGAGGAGACAAGGAGCAGCAAACGACGACGGGGCGCCCAGACGCCGCAGAAGCGCGCAACUGGCGGCAGAGCAGCCGCUGCGGCCAGCAGCUCAACGGCAAAGUCGACGAGGGCCAAGGCGGUGCAACCACGACGGAGCUCGCGGCGCUGAAGGGCAGGCCCUGGGCGAAGCAGAAUAUAUCCCACAUCGCAAGCAUGGUCAAGGGCAGCAGGGUUCCAGGUGUCUAGAAGUACAG